Messenger RNA from Cladocopium goreaui, 384 nucleotides. The record is from the annotation of a GenBank genome assembly. Lineage: Eukaryota; Dinophyceae; Suessiales; Symbiodiniaceae.
AUGAGUGCAGAAAGGCUUCGGUUCACAGAGAGUGAUGCUGCGGCCAUGGGCCAAGUCUUCCUCGCAAGAGGAGCUCAGACUGACAAGCAGUGGGACGACGACAAGCAGGUGGCAGAGACGGCUGCGAAGAGGAAGUGUGAAGAGAACUGUGGCCGUGCGCCUUGGGGCUGCCGUUGGUUCCACGAUUGGAAACGCAACGUAGACGCAGCGGUGGCCCGUAGCCAAGCUUUGCAUGUGUUCUACUUUGAAGGCAGGGUUGGACGUGGGAAGUUGCCCUGGCAGGAGCUCUCAAACGAGACUUCUGUUAGAAAGGCCCGCGAAAAUGGCGGCCUUGGAGCAUCCCAGACUGCCGAGGUAGCCUACUUGGAUAGGCGUGGCUACUAA